Molecule: messenger RNA, 2037 nt
Organism: Anastrepha obliqua
Lineage: Eukaryota; Metazoa; Arthropoda; Insecta; Diptera; Tephritidae
Exons: 3
Coding region: 243-1256 (337 amino acids)
Source: RefSeq, a predicted model, not a curated record
ACAAAAAAGAAUAGCAACCAACAAAAUUCGUUUCAUUUAUAAAAGUAAUCCAAUAAGUUGGUGGGAUAUAAGUGGUUGAAAUAAUAAUAGGAAUAAAAUAGAACAAAUAUUUGACUUAGUGAAUUUAAGUGCAAGUUCUAACUCAAGCAAAACUUAAUCUAUAAUCUGCGCACUUUUAUCAUCCGGACGACGCAAAAAAGUGUCGGCCUUGAGCGCAGUAAAGCGUUGUGGGCGCCCACAGAAUGAAAACAAAACCACAAAUGUUUAUAUACUUAAGUGCAUUGCUGCUAAGCACAUGCCGUUUAAGUGAUGGCUAUCGUAAUAUCAUGUUAAAGGAUUAUCUGUGCGAUGAUAAUUUCCUUUUAACACUAAAAGCGACCUUUCGUGGGCACCCUUCCUUUACGCUUACAGAAGACCGUGAUUCAGCUGCAAUCAUUACGCAGGUGUGGAAUACUACAUUACCUGGUUUUUAUUCCUCUAACAAACUGAAAUAUGAUUGUAAUUUUCGAGUACAAACACUUAAUCGACCGCCUCGUGGAAUUUACACCGUCAUAACGCGUCUCAAAUUUCGACGUGAUCCCGUGACAAAUACCUGCCUAGAUUACAUACAAUUCGUUGGCGGUAAUCGUUCGCCAUCCGAAAAGAUAUGCACUGAUAUAGCAAUAGAUGGCCCAGUCCGAUUAAUGUUCGAUCAACGCGCUCGGGACGUUAGCGUACAUAUAUACAUUGAUCGACGUUAUUCGAUAAGGGAACCAUUAGAAAUUCGUAUGGUGAUGACAGCACAUUCGGAGUGCAAAUACACCGGCGAUUUUCUGUGUGAUCCCAAAGAUCAAUACUCCUGUAUUUCCAGACAUUUUGUACGUGACAAUAUAACGAACUGUAUGGGUCCAUGUCGUGAUGAGAUAUCCUGCUUUAACGAUGCGCUUGUAACGGAGGAGAUGGAUACAACAAAUGUGGCACUUUCUGCACUAACAUCAUUAAUUUUUACAAUGUUGGGUGUGGGAUUCUGCAUAUGGGUUUGUUGGAAAUAUUGGAAUUGCAUAACAGUGCAACAACAUGCACAUGAAGCGUCUGCGGCGGCACGUCUUAGACCUCAAAGAGAAACUCCUGUCAUUGAGCUACCAACUGCACCGGCUUUUAGUGACGCUAUCACAUCGGGCAUAGAAUACGAACAAGAUAAUCAACGUCAACGUCAACAACCACAAACACCAAAAGAUUUACCACCUAGCUAUGAAUCACUAUUCCCCGAUAGAUAAACAGUAACCAUAGCUGCCCACGAGCCAAACUACUUUUAUCUACAUGUUUAAGGAGUAUCUUGUUUUUUUUUACUAAAAAAACCCUGUGUAGGUGAGCCAAUUUUGUAAGUUAAUUAACAUAUAUAAGUAAACCAUGUGCCAGCAGCAUUUUACUGUGUAACAUUGUGUGUAUACAUACGCAAAUGUAUGCUGCAAGUCAUAUUUUCUUGUACAAUUCGUGGUCUAGUAUUGUUGUUUUUAUGUAUAUUAUUUAUUUUCGGAUUACAUAUGAGGUUGUCUCCAUGAAAUAUUAAUAUGUAUGUAAAUGUAAAAGCGUUACAUCAAAUGUAUAGUUCAAAUUGUAUAACAGCUUUACCUAUUUAACUAUUUUGCAUCACCGCCCGAAAUGCGCGAUGUACUCAAAAUACCCUACGUCGGCAAGACGUUUACUGUUUCUUCUAAUGAAAAAGAAUGUUACAGAGUUACCAAAAUUAUUCAUCUUCCUCAAACUUUAACAAAAAAAUAACUUAUUGCGGACUAUUCCGCUCUUGGUGAUAAGCGAGAGAUUUUGUUCGCGGAUAAUUCCGUCGAAUGAUGCAAAGAGAUUAAUUACAUAAUUUUCCUAAUUCAUAUUUACAACUAGACUUUAUGUGUUGAAAAUUGUAACUGCCUUCGAAGACACAAACUACUCAAUUAUGAAUAGAUCUACAUACAAAGAUGAGAAAAAGUAACGUUAACCAUUCUAAUGUUCAGCGCCAUUCUCCAUAAGCUUAUGGGGGAAUGUUUUAAGCUGUCGCAAAAA